UGAAAAUAGUUUUGCUUAUUUUAUACUUAUAAAACGUAUCAAAAACUGUUAUUUGUGCCAUUACAAAAAUAUUAUUCGUAUUAAAAAUGGAGGAGAGAAGGAAAAGCAGAGUAUCGAUGCAGGUCCUGAAGAGUCAAUCUAUGGUGAGAUCGACGGGAGACAUCGGUCCAAAUUCCAUCAGCAGGCUUAGGCUGAGAAAGGCAUCAUUCGGGUUUACCGGAGUUCCAGGGAUUAGACCAAUUGAAAGAACAUCACAGGUUGGCAUGGAGUUUAGACGACCUCCAUUACUAUACUUGAACACAUACCAGUUGGACCCUAGAACGAAAUUCGAAAACGAAAUAGUGGAAAUAGAAACUAAUAAAAUAUUAGAUGAAACUUUUACCGACCACAAGUAUAAUGAUCAAGAGACUCCAAACUUAGCCUUGCGUAUAGCAGGUGAAGUGAUGCGUAAAAUCAAAGAUCUUAAUUUUAAUCGUUAUAGAAUCAUAACUGUUGUAACAAUCGCCCAGAAGAGGGCGCAAUGCUUUAACAACGCUAUUACAUUUCUUUGGGACCACGAGCGUGACAGCUACGUCGACCUCAGACGAGAGGUCAACACAGCAAUUAUACAAGUUACGACGUUCGGUAUUUAUUUGGAUUGAUUUUUUUUAAUAUAUUUAAAGACUUAUUAGCCUUAAACUUAGAUUAAAAUCUGUUGAUGAUAAUGCAGUAGAAAUGUGGCUUUGCCUUAAUUUAUUAAAUAUGAUGCCUAUAGGAGCAUUAAACUGGUCACAUAUUUGCGUACUGCAAUAUUGUUGUAUAUCGCGUGAUCAUAAUAUGUUCUGUCCUGUUAAAUUAGAGUUACAUUUAUUUAAUUAUGUUUUUUCUUAUAAUCCCGAUUUAUUUUUGUUUGUCUAAUCGGAAUA
This is a messenger RNA of Papilio polytes (common Mormon), 905 nucleotides long. RefSeq names its product tctex1 domain-containing protein 2-like. Gene Ontology annotation, biological process: microtubule-based movement. The record is from RefSeq and is a predicted model, not a curated record. Gene Ontology annotation, molecular function: dynein intermediate chain binding. The transcript has 3 exons. Lineage: Eukaryota; Metazoa; Arthropoda; Insecta; Lepidoptera; Papilionidae. Bases 87 to 641 code for a protein of 184 amino acids. Gene Ontology annotation, cellular component: cytoplasmic dynein complex; cytoplasm.